Molecule: messenger RNA, 3327 nt
Organism: Oncorhynchus nerka (sockeye salmon)
Lineage: Eukaryota; Metazoa; Chordata; Actinopteri; Salmoniformes; Salmonidae
Product: N-myc proto-oncogene protein-like
Exons: 3
Coding region: 146-1615 (489 amino acids)
Biological process (GO): regulation of transcription by RNA polymerase II
Molecular function (GO): RNA polymerase II cis-regulatory region sequence-specific DNA binding; protein dimerization activity; DNA-binding transcription factor activity, RNA polymerase II-specific
Source: RefSeq, a predicted model, not a curated record
ACAAUGUGUCAGAGAUCUGUCUGCGCGACACGAGAGUACAUGUGUGCUCCUAGAGUUUACAACUGAACUGCGAGAGAGUGACGAGACAACACACGACUCACACCACAACCUCAGUCAACGCGAGGCUUUCCAAGUGUGGGAUAGAAUGCCGGCGAUUAUAAGUAAAAAUUCCGACAUGGAUUUUGACUCACUACAACCCUGCUUCUAUCCAGACGAGGAUGACUUAUAUUUCUGCGGUCCCGACUCUGCACCUCCUGGAGAGGACAUCUGGAAGAAAUUUGAGUUACUACCUACGCCGCCCCUCUCCCCGAGCCGAGCGGCGCUACCUGGGGAGCUGGCAUCCGCGUCCGUGGGGGACUGGGGCGACUCGGCAGCAGGUCUCAUGAGUUUUGGAUUAGGCGACCCGCUGGGGUGCGAAUGGACCUCGGAGCUGCUGCUCCUGCCCGAGGAAGAUAUUUGGGGUGCGUCGGAUGGAGACCUGUUCGGCGGCUCCGCUUUGAAUAAUAACCCCAACUCAAUCAUCAUUCAGGACUGUAUGUGGAGCGGCUUCUCUGCCAGGGAAAAGCUAGAGAGGGUGGUCACAGAGAAGCUAAGCAAAGCCAUUUCCACAGCGGCUGCCUGUGGAGUUAGUAAAAAUGUCACUACUGCCGCUGUCAUCACUACCAAGGCGUCUGAGCUGAGCCGCUCCGUGUCGGAGUGUGUGGACCCCACGAUAGUCUUCCCAUUCCCUGUCAACAAAAGAAACGGUAGCAGCAGCAGAUGUCCACCUGGUACAGUCCCCGCCUCUACUGCCCAUUGUAGCGCCAAGGAAACUCAGAGCGACUCUGAAGAUGAAGACGAUGAUGAAGAAGAGGAGGACGAAGAUGAGGAGGAGGGCGAAGAUGACUCGGACGGCGAAGAGAUUGAUGUGGUCACCGUGGAGAAGCGGCGCGGCUUGUCGCCCUUGGCCACCGGCACGGUCACCAUCUCAGUACGGCCGAAGACGGGUGCCGCUUCCGGGGGCGUGGCCUCAUCUGGUGUCAUGAGCCGAUUCGUUAGCAACCGGGGAUCAGCGGGGUCAAACGGUUACGGUCAGGAGCUGAUCCUGAAGCAGAGUUCGGUCCACCAGCAGCAGCACAACUACGCCGCUCCCUCGCCAUACGCCUCUGACGAUGAUCACGCACCCCCCUCCAAAAAACACAAGACCUCUGACGCUCCUCGCCAACCUUCCCGCACCCUCUCUUCAUCAUCAUCGUCGGCGACCUUAACGUCAUUUGGCUCCUUCACAAUGGCAAUGGCAGGAUCCAAACGCAAACGCAACGCCAGCGGUGAUAGCAGCCCGCGCGGCGGUUCCUCUGGUAACUCCGACUCCGAAGACUCUGAACGGCGGCGAAACCACAACAUCCUGGAACGCCAACGGCGCAACGAUCUCCGCUCCAGUUUCCUCACGCUCCGCGACCACGUACCCGAGCUGGCGAGGAACGAGAAGGCGGCUAAGGUGCUGAUCUUGAAGAAGGCGGCAGAGUAUGUGUCGUCACUGGAGGUGGACGAGCUGCGGCUGACGCAGGAGAAGGACAGGCUGCAGGCGCGGAGGCAACAGCUGAUCAGGAGGUUGGAGCAGGCCAGGACUCGCUAAGACUUAUCAGUGGCACAUAAUUCAAACACGUACACACAAACAUAGGCACAUACACACUCAUGUACACACACACACACACACACACACACACACACACACACACACACACACACACACACACACACACACACACACACACACACACACACACACACACACACAAACCCAGAUGAACCCCUUCUCUCUGUCUCAAUUAAAACACACACAGACUUGGAGCGACACAGGGGAGGUGGGUGGCCGGGACACAACAGGACUUUUACUUCCGCCACUUUUUUUGCACAUUUGUUGACAUUAAGAAUGUUUAGAGUUUGACAUUUUUCAGGUGAAAAAAGAAGAGAAAAGAAGGAGGGAGGGGAAAGAAAGGAGAGCAGGAGCAUGCUUCUCUGGGCCCUCUCUCUUUUGUAACAUUUUUCAGGAAAAAAAAAAGAAGAGAAAAGAAGGAGGGAUGUGAAAGGAAGGAGAGCAGGAGCUUCUCUGGGUGCUCUCUCUUGUACAAUUGUUCUUUUUUUGUACCUUGUUUUUUUUAACUGAAUGUGACACUUACAUAGCCCCAAACCUAGUGACUUUCAAAGGGGUCAUGUUCGUUAGGGCCACCAUGGCAAAUCACGUUGUAACGGAAAGCAAAAACCCGCAUUUCUCAAUGGACAAGUUCAGGUAUUCCCUCCCUGUUUCAGUCCAUUUUCUACCGUUGGGUGCGUAAUAAAUACACCCCGGGCAUGGUGUAUUUCAGAGUUCAAAGUUCUCACUUAGGAGAAGAGUACGCUUUCUAUGCCUGCACCACUGCAAACAGAAGACACUAGUAAAACCACGAUAUAACAAAGACUGUAACGCUGUCACACGUUGGCUCACAACUAUGAUGUCAAGAAGUUUUGGCGUCUCUCUCUCUCUCGUCCUCUCUGUCUCUCCCUCUUGUUCCUCCUCUCUUGCACUGGUGCUCAAACUAAGGGCUCUAUUCAAUCCGUCUCACAGAACUUCAGCGUUACAAGGUGAUUGAAAUGAGUGGAGACUGCAUUCAUGGUAAACGCUGCAUACAUCGGCUCAAUGGGAAAUGACCAGCGAUACAGAUUGAAUUAGCGCCCCAAGUCAAUGGAUGUAAUAACUAUGUACCUUGCUAGCUGACACUUUUGUAAAUAACAUUACUGUAAAUAACAGAAAUACACUCAGAAUCUGCCUUGUUUUAUAUACAUUUUUUUCUUUGGAAUUUUUUAUACAUUUUGUCCAAAAGCUGCAAAUUAAUAGACUGGAAACGUUAUACCUUUAAAAGAAAGUACUGUAAUGCCUCGAAACAUUGUAAUAUAACAACAUAUUGUUUUCAUUUUUUUUCUAUCUUCCUGCUUUGUAUUGUACCAUGAUACUAAUUCUACACAUCUUUACUACGCUUUAGUGUGAUCCUGAAAAAUUUGAUACUUAUAUUUUUGUAAGAAAAUUAGUGUUUGGUAGAUAUCUUUUUAUCUCAUCAUUUUCUUAUUCUUCCCUCUAUUCAAAGUGAAUUAUUUUGUACAGAAAUGUGUUCUAUCAUCAUGUACCUGACCCUUUUUAUGUCUCUUUUUUCCCAUUUGUUUAUGUAUUUGUAAGUAUCGGUGCAUAGAACUUACUGGGGAACAGAUAUAAUAUGUUGGUUGUAUCAUUCUCAUAAUGUACAUUUAGUGCUGCAACUCAUAGCACUUUGAAAUACCUCAUUUUGACAAAUAAAUAGACAUUGAAAAUAAUUA